Molecule: messenger RNA, 803 nt
Organism: Capsella rubella
Lineage: Eukaryota; Viridiplantae; Streptophyta; Magnoliopsida; Brassicales; Brassicaceae
Exons: 3
Coding region: 46-630 (194 amino acids)
Source: RefSeq, a predicted model, not a curated record
CUUCGACUGUACAAAAUAGAAAAAAGAAAAAAAAAAGAGUGAUCAAUGGAGGGCCCUUUGUUGACCAACAAGAGAGAGCACAUCGUCUACAUUACAACCCAUGGCGAGUCUUCAAUAACAGAACAUGGAUGGGUUUGGGUAUUGGUCGAGUUUGUAGUGACUUUGAUCCAGAUUAUUGCAGCCAUAUAUUUGCUGCCUCUGACAAAAGAUGAACAACAUCCAGACCUAGAAGAAAUUUGGUAUAUAUGGAUCAUCGGUUAUAUUUGUGCCUCUAUUGCCACUCUCCCUAUUCUAUGUUGGCGUUUAUGGGAUUGCUCAGAGACAAGCGAGGCGAUAGACUUUGUGGAAAAGAAGCUUCUUGCAUAUUUCUUCGUGGGUUGGAUUGUGUUUUUUCUUUGGGUUUUUCUUACCGAGUUGUCAUCAUGUCUAGAUACUACUCAACACUUUUGGUUAUGGAUGGCUCUACUUUUCUUCAGUUGCAUUCGAUAUGUGCUUCCCAAUCUCGAAUUUGCAGUAAAGGUCUUCAUAUGGCCUAUUGAAUAUUGUCUUGAGCAGAUUUCGGAAUUUUUUAUAAAGAUUUUCCACGGGAUCGGUGUAAUCUGCGGCUGCAUUGACGACGAUGACGACUAAAAAACAAUGAUAUAGGAUCAUGUCUUUGUUUUCAACAGUUGUUAAUAAUACUCUAUGGCUCUGUUCAUUUGGUAGUUGUUGAUCAACUACAUGUUUUGCUGUUCAUGUACUAGUCGUUGUUACCGUGUUCUUCAUUUACUAGCUAUCGUCAUUAUAUAUUUUGUUCAAUGCAA